Molecule: messenger RNA, 2519 nt
Organism: Bolinopsis microptera
Lineage: Eukaryota; Metazoa; Ctenophora; Tentaculata; Lobata; Bolinopsidae
Product: TOM1-like protein 2
Exons: 15
Coding region: 31-1869 (612 amino acids)
Biological process (GO): signal transduction
Cellular component (GO): endosome; membrane
Molecular function (GO): ubiquitin binding; phosphatidylinositol binding; clathrin binding
Source: RefSeq, a predicted model, not a curated record
AGAUUCUAGAAGUAGCAAGAUAUUGAAAAUAUGCUUGAUGGAGGGGUUCUCAAAACCCCAAUUGGCACCAAGAUUGAAGCAGCGACCCGUAAAGAGUUACCAGCCACAGAUUGGUCAUUGAAUUUGGAGAUUUGUGAUAUGAUUAACAGUGCUCAAGAUGGACCACAACAAGCGGUUAAAGCAAUUAGAGCUCGAUUACAACAGAGAGAUGGGGUGAUUGUAGACAACGUCCUUACUCUAUUGGACACACUGGUGAAGAACUGUGGAAGAAGAUUCCACCUGUUGAUAGCUACAAGGGACUUUAUGUGCGAUCUCAUCCGACUAGUUUCACCAAGGGACCCAACACCUCAACAUGUUAAAGAUAAGGCUCUGACACUGAUAGAACGUUGCUCGGAUGCGUUUAAGAGCGACAAAGAUUUGUCCGCUGUGGGAGAAGCGUACCAGUACCUGAAGUCUCAGAGCGUACAGUUCCCUCCACAGAACCUCGAUGAUAUGGUGGCUAUUCACACUCCUAGAGCGAGUCAGUCUGGUCCAGAGCCGGCACAAAUGGCACAAAUGGCACCGGUCCCUACAUCAACAGAUGCUCCACCAAACUACAUCAUGGUGACACAUACAGUGCCUGCCCAACCCACAGGAUAUACGCCUCAACCUGCACCCCCUGCCGCCGCCGCCUACAUUCCUCAAGCGGCACCACCGGCCCCUUACAUUCCUCAACAACCUGCUGCUCAGCAGGGAAACCCUGGGAAUCCUGGUUAUCAUACCUCUGGAAUACGGCACGAUGAUUUGCAGCGACUAAACAAGGAGCUGCUGGUAGUAAGAGGUAACGACAGUGUAAUGAAUGAUAUCCUAGCAGACCUGACCAGCAACCCCAACCCUAGCGCAGACGAGUUACAGUUACUGCGGGAUUUACACAGGACCUGCAAGGAGAUGCACACUAGGAUGGUAGAACUGUUAUCUCAAGUGGAAGAGGAGGGUUUGGUUUGUCAACUUCUGGAUCUCAUUGACAAACUCAACAACUCUUUUAUUAGGUAUGAUCGUUACGAGCGCAACGUGACAAUGGCAGCUCCCGCCGCUGUAACCGGUGGUCCAGCCCCACUCCCACAACCCGCAACUCAACCUGCUACACAACCACAACCUGCACCUGCAGCACAACAGCAGGACCAAGAACCCGCAGGAAACAUCUACGCAGCGCCCGAACCCCAGCGUAGAUCUGAUAUCGAGGAGUUGCUGUCAUUAAGUGUACCCACCCCCACAACUCAGUCGACAAAUCCAUUCCAAGAGUUUGUAAAUGCUCCAGUUUCUCGCCUACCCCCGGUUAGCGGCCAAGAGGACGAUGAAAAUAUCUACACCACAGCUCCCGCUAAAAUACCAGCCAAGCCAACUGAAACGGAAUUUGCGAGUGUUUAUGAGUAUCAUGAUAGGAAUAUUCGUAGCGCUCCCUUGAAUCCUUUCCAAGAAGAUAUACACGUUUCACUGGAGAGCAACAUGGCUAAUCUCAGUGCGUCAGGGAAUAACGCAAAUGACGAGUUUGAUAUGUUCGCUCAGUCUAGAAGUUCAACGCUAUCCGAUCGAGCUCAAGCCUCCGGAAGUGAAGUGGCGUAUGAGGCUGCUCACGACGUGCCUCAAGAGGGGUCCCUAGCAGGGGCUGUACAUUCAAGUAUAAAUGAACCUACGGACGGAUCACCGGUAGAUCCGACAGAUGACCACUGGUUACAUGAGCUCAAUACUGUGGAGUCUACAUCUCAGGCUAUGUCAAAUGAAGAGUUUGAUAGGUUCCUCAACGAGAGAGCUCCCGCUCCCCCGACUACUGCCUUGACCACGUCCAACAAACAAUCCCGCAAACAAGACGACGAUUUGUUGGCUUUGUGAGAAAGUUCCCGUCCACGUGAAUCUUUCUCUCAUAGAGUCAUGUGAACUUUCAGUGUAUCAGUUGAUAGAAUUUGGUGAAUUUGUUACUCAGCUGUGUAUAGAACUGUGAAUAUAAAGAGAAACGUUAGUGACAGUAGACAUUUUUGUUUCAUUGUGUUGCUCAUUCUUGUUUUAGUGGUUUGACUUUUAUUUCGUUUUGUUGUUAAAACGAUGGGGAAGUACGUAUUUUGAUGUCAAAUUUGAUGACAAAAUUAUCAUAUUUCAGACUGAAAGUAGUGGUACAUUAUUUGAAUCUGUUUCGCGGGGUACAAUCAUUAUUGAGAGGGAAACUAAUUUGGCAUCAUAUCAUUUGUAUUGAAUCUUAAAUGGAAGAAUUUGUUUGGUAUCAUGACUCCUAUUCAAAAUGAAAUCAUCUCUAGUAUUUUGUGGAUUUUAUCAGGAAAAAAAUGUGAUGGAAUUGUUAUGAACGCUUUUCUUGUAGAAUGUAGAUGGUGAAGAGUUUUGAACAGGCUAAAGUUUUCGGUUUUGAGCUGGACUCACGAGAGAGUUUCAGUCAUUUAACUAUAUAUUACUAUAUUAUACUGCGACUGGUUAUGAAUACUAUCGAUUUCAUUGAUAAAUUUGACAGUUUUCAGUCCUUAAAAGUUAAA